Ylistrum balloti is the source of this 1169-nucleotide messenger RNA. Its product is annotated as DNA replication complex GINS protein PSF3-like. Gene Ontology annotation, biological process: mitotic DNA replication initiation. Lineage: Eukaryota; Metazoa; Mollusca; Bivalvia; Pectinida; Pectinidae. The record is from RefSeq and is a predicted model, not a curated record. Gene Ontology annotation, cellular component: GINS complex. The transcript is spliced from 3 exons. The coding region runs from base 15 to 620 and encodes 201 amino acids.
GUUUAACAGAAAAGAUGUCUGAAGGCAUUGAGAAUUAUUUCAGUAUUGACGACAUUCUCUCUAGCCAGGAGCGUUUGCCAUGCACCGUGGAAAUGACCAUCUAUCGACUGGGGUACAUGGAUUCAAGUUCUGAAAGUGAAGAUCUACUACCAGGUACAAAGAUUGAGAUGCCAUUUUGGAUGGCACGAGCAUUGUGUAGUCGCAAACGCCACAUUGUAAGUGUCGAGAUCCCCAAACAGUACAAGGAAAGUUAUCGUGAGAUCUUGACAGCAGAUGCUACUGUUGUGGACCUUCACAAACUAGGCCCAUUUUACUAUAACUAUGGAUGUCAGCUUCUUCGGUUUGAACUACCCGACAGUGGAGACAUUUCAAAGUGUCUGCUCAAGACUUUUCAGACCCGUUUACGAAAAAUAAUGGAUUCUUCACAGAAUGCUUUGAAUGAAGACACCACAAGACUUACAGAGAAGUUAGACGAGUCUGAGAGACUGCUGUUUAAGGCAGGACAGCAAGGCCUUAAUGACUUUUUUAAGUGGGAAACAAGACAGAUAGAGAAACUGACCACAUCAGAAAUGGUCAGACAUCACCGCAAACGGAAACGUGCUGCAUUAGACGAUGCCUGAUUAAUGUUAUAGAUGUCUGUUAAAUCUCUCCAUUCUAUCAGAAAGGAAGUCUCAGCUCUUUUAAAAUUAAUAUUAAAGAAAGUCAUUGUAACUGUAAAUACUGUUAUUCUGCAGAUUGUGAUUACUUAAGUGCGAAAGUUACAGUAGCUGUAAAUUCUGACUUUCUUUCUCAGGAAAAUUGACAAUUUUCAUCCUCUUUAUCACAAGAAUUAAUGGUAAUUGUGAAUGUUGUUGACAUCAUUUUCAAGGAGUGUGACAAAUACUGUAAAUCAUCUGUAUUUCUACUGUAUUUUAAAACCUGUGGGUAUUGCCUUUAUUUAUUUGUAUGAGUACUGUUUAACAAUGAAUAUACGUCUGUGUAGGACUUAGUUUCCUUUUUGCUUUGUUACACUAGUAGCUAUGAAAUAUACAACUUAUUUUGUUUUUGCCACAAAGGUUACAACUUAAAACAAACAGACAUGUUUUAUUUGCUGUCUUCAUUGUGUAUUUCAAAUGAUAAAUGAACUGAGUUGCUCUUGUGACAAACUUAACGAAAUUCAAAUAUUUGUA